Messenger RNA from Paramecium sonneborni, 1857 nucleotides. NCBI's taxonomy places the organism in Eukaryota, Ciliophora, Oligohymenophorea, Peniculida, Parameciidae. The record is from the annotation of a GenBank genome assembly.
AUGGAAUAAUUUGUAUGCUAAGUUAAGUAUCCACCAACAGCUGGAACAGAAAGAGGAAGACCUUCAAAAAUUGAUUCAAGUUCAAAAUAUUUAGUUUAUUGCAUUUCAAAUAGUGUUAUUGUAAGAUAAUUAGAGGAUCUAUCAAAAUAUUCUGUAUUUGAUUAACAUAAAUUCGAUACAACAGCAGUUGCAAUUUCACCAAGUGGAAAUUUAUGUUGUUCUGGAGAUUCAAAAGGAUCUAUAAUAAUUUGGGAAUUAAACAUUCAGGUAACGUAAUGAAAGUAGUUUAGCCUCAUCCUGUAUUUAAGUAAUAUGAUGAUGUUUUAGGAGGACCAAUAAAAGAUAUUUGUUGGACAGGAGAUGGUGAGAGAUUAGCAAUAGUUGGAGAAGGCAAAACUUAUUUUGGCAGAACAAUACUAUUGGAAACUGGAAGUAGUGUAGGAGAAAUUAGUGGGGUGUCUUAAACUUUAAAUGCUUGUGCAAUGAAACCUUAAAGACCAUUUAGAUUGGCUUUAGGUGGAGAUGAAAGCCUUAUAUGUUGGUUUGAAGGACCUCCAUUUAAGUUUAAGAAGUCUAUUAAAUAACAUAAUAACAGCAUCUUUUCAAUUAAAUAUAACAAAUGUGGUGAUCACUUUGUUUCAGUAGGAGCUGAUAAGAAAGUAUUUUUAUAUGAAGGAAAGAAUGGAGAAGUUGUCAAAGAGAUUAGUACAGAUAGUCCUCAUACUCGAAGCAUAACAGGAGUUAGCUGGAUAAAUGAUACAUCAUUUAUAACAUCAUCAAAUGAUACAACCUUAAAAGUUUGGAAUUUUGAUGGAUUAAUAAAAACUCUAAAAAUUCCAAAUGCAUAAGAAAUUGAUGAUAUGUAAGUAGGAGUAACCAUAAGUGGAAAUGUAGUAUACUCAUUAUCGUUAACAGGUGUCUUAAAUGUUUGGAAUGAUCCAAUUAAUUUAGAAUAGGGACCAAGUAAAAGAUUUUUUGGCCAUAAUGCUCCUGUAGGCUAGAUUGCUGUUUAUGGAAAUAAACUUGUUACUGGUGAUAACAAUGGAAGAUUAUGUAAAUACAUUUAUUUAUUGUUGUAGUAAUUUGGGAUAAUCUCAUUUCCAUAAGACCUUAAGGAAUACAUCAUUCUAAACAAAUCAUUUCCCUUUCCAUUUCCUAAAAUUUACUGUAUUCAUUAGGAGGAGAAUAAAUCAAAUUAACUAAUUUAGAAACUAAUAUAAUUGAAAAAACAACAGAUUGCAAAGGUUUGACUCUCAAACUUCAAUCUAGUUAAUCUAAUCCUAAUAUAUGCUAUUUAUUAAUGGAAAAUGGGCUCAUAUUUGAAUUUACAAAUUUAGAACUUACUAGAGAAUAUUAAUUAGGUUAUGAAGUUAGUAGUUUUUUAUUGACUGAUUCAGUAUUUUUAAUUGGUGAUCUUAAAGGAAAGAUCCAUGCAGUAAACAUUGAAAGUGGCGUUGAAUAAUAAACCUUCUAAUUAUAAUAAACUAAAAUAACAGCCAUGGCAUUAUAAGGUGAUAGAUUCUUAUGUGGUGAUACAACAGGUAAAAUGAAACUUAUUGAUUAUAAAUAAAAUCAAGUUUUAUUUGGAGAUCGAUGGACACAUCAUACAACUAUUAUUUCUUCUUUAAGUUUUACUUCCUCUGGUAAAUUUGCAGUAUCAACAGGAUAUGAUAAUAAAAUUAUGGUUUGGAAUCUCUAAGAUGGUAAAAGACUUCUUGAAAAAAUAGGUAAGCUUUUAUUUUAAAUUUAGAUGCUCAUAAAAGAGGAGUAUUAACAGCUAUUAUCACUUAAGAUAAUAAAGUUAUAACCAGUGGAGGAGAUAAUUCUUUUAAAGAAUGGGUACUCAAUUUAGAAUGA